Molecule: messenger RNA, 908 nt
Organism: Nycticebus coucang (slow loris)
Lineage: Eukaryota; Metazoa; Chordata; Mammalia; Primates; Lorisidae
Product: serum amyloid P-component-like
Exons: 2
Coding region: 93-764 (223 amino acids)
Biological process (GO): innate immune response
Molecular function (GO): complement component C1q complex binding
Source: RefSeq, a predicted model, not a curated record
CUCACAGCAUGACUCUCGGAAGCUGGGACAGCCACUGUGCUGCCUGCUGCCCCACCCCAGCCACUCAGCUGUAGCAGCCCCAGGCCAGGAACAUGAACAAGCUGCUGCUCUGGGCCUCCAUCCUCACCAGCCUCCUGGAAGCCUUUGCUGAGACAGACAUGAGUGGAAAGGUGUUUAUUUUUCCUAAAGAAUCUAAUUAUGCUCACGUGAGCUUGAUCACGCAGUUGGAGAAGCCUCUGCAGAACUUCACCGUAUGCCUUCGUGCUUACACUGACCUAUCCCGCGGCUACAGCCUCUUCUCCUACAGCAUCCAGACCAAGAGCAAUGAGAUGGUCAUUUAUAAGCCUAGAAUUGGAGAGUAUCAUUUUAUCAUUGGGGGAGACAAUGUUUUCUUCAGAGUCUCUGAGCUGUUCCCUGCUCCAGUGCACAUCUGUGCCAGCUGGGAGUCCUCUUCAGGCAUUGCUGAGCUCUGGGUCAAUGGGAAGCCUUUGGUGAGGAAGGGGUUGAAGCAGGGUUACUCUCUGGGAGCUCACCCCAAGAUUGUCCUGGGACAGGAGCAGGAUUCCUAUGGAGGCAGGUUCGAUAAGAGCCAGUCCUUUGUGGGAGAGAUCGGGGAUCUGUACAUGUGGGACUCUGUGCUUUCCCCAGAAGACAUCCGGUUUGUGUAUACAGGUUCCUACAUUAAACCCAGUAUCCUGGACUGGCAAGCAUUGAACUAUAAAACGCAGGGUUAUGUGGUCACCAAGCCCCACAGGUGGAGUUAAAGUUCUCCUUCCACAGGACAGACUUACUGGGAAAGAAACCACCAAUAAGACCAGCUCUGAAGACAAUUAUUCUUCGUGUCUUACUGGCUAAAGUUCAGUUCUCUUUGAAUUUCCUAUCUAUUAAACUGCUUAAUUCACAAAGUA